AUGACUACAGACAUCUGUUCUGAAGAUGUAAUUGUCCAAAUGGCUCCUCAGGUAGCGAUGACAAGCGAGGGGGCCGGGGCCGGGGGCGGGGUGGCGCGCGGGGGGUCGGGGGGCGCGCUGGAGCUGGGCCGGCGGCUGCUGCUGGCGGCGCGUGCGGGCGACACCGCGCUCGUGCUCGACCUCAUGGCCAAGGGGGCGCCCUUCACCGCGGACUGGCUGGGCACGUCGCCGCUGCACCUGGCGGCCGGCCACGACCACGCGGCCACGUGCGGCGUGCUGCUGCGGGCGGGCGUGUCCCGCGACUCGCGCACUAAGUCAACGCCGCCCGAGCCCGCCUCGGUGGAGCUUCGAGGUCGGCCUGAUACCCGACUUCGAAGUCAUAUCGAGGAUCAUCAUAUAUUUAUUCUUAAAGUAUUUAAAUUCGAGGGGCUGGAUGACAUAGGAAUCCAGAUCACUACCGUCGAUUAUAUAACUAAAAAAUCCUUCGAUGCACUUCAACAAAACUAUGCUGCCCCCGACUGA
Diatraea saccharalis (sugarcane borer) is the source of this 522-nucleotide messenger RNA. NCBI's taxonomy places the organism in Eukaryota, Metazoa, Arthropoda, Insecta, Lepidoptera, Crambidae. The record is from the annotation of a GenBank genome assembly.